UUUUAGGCAGGUUGUUGCUGGUGUCCAGGAGUUGCGGAGCCGCCUGCCACAACCCUCUUAUUUCCUCGUUUUUCCUCAUAUUUCGUGCAAUUUUCUCCACUAUGGCGGCUGCCACACCUGUAGUGAUUGAUGGCAGUUAUUUAGAAGGUGGCGGCCAGAUACUCCGCAUGGGUUUAGCUCUCAGCGCUGUCAAAGACAUCCCUAUUACUGUUAAUAAAGUUCGAGCUGGGAGGAAGACCCCAGGGUUGCGACCCCAGCACUUGACCGGGCUGCAGGUGGUGCGAGAUGCUUGCAACGGUCAACUGGACGGUGGACAAAUUGGAUCGUGUGAAGUGACCUUCUAUCCUGGACGGAUUUGUGGCGGCAGAUACAUGGCUGACACCCAGACAGCCGGGAGUGUGUGUUUAUUAGUGCAGUCAGUGUUACCUUGUGCUCUGUUCGCCGACUCUCCCUCACGAUUCAUCCUACGCGGCGGCACGAAUGCUGACUUUGCUCCACAGGUGGACUAUACCAUACAGGUUUUCCGGAAAGUCGCUUCUUGGUUUGGUGUAGAAUUUAAGUUAUUCAUAAAUAAAAGAGGUUUUUAUCCUGUGGGAAAAGGUGAAAUAUCGUUAGAUGUAAAACCAGCUUUAAAAGGCCUCUAUGCAGCGGACUUUACGGAUUUCGGCGAACUUGUAUCAGUGCAUGGAAGAGCGUAUGUUUCCGGGGCCCUUCCUGUCAAGAUAGCACACAAGAUGGCCGACUCUGCCGAACAACUUUUAAGAGAAAAACUGCCCAGAGAUGUUGAUAUUUUCAUCGAGCGAAUCAAGGAGCAUCCCGAGAGAGCUGUAGGCAAUGGUUCAGGCAUCGUGUUGUGGGCGGAAACGGACUCUGGGUGUGUGCUCGGUGGGUCUGCUCUAGGGAAGAAAGGAAGAGAUGCAGAGGAGGAUGGACUGCUUGCAGCGAAGGAAAUUCUGGAGAGUGUGGAGAGACGUGCUUGCUUGGACAAGUAUGCACAAGAUCAGGUGAUUCUAUUUAUGGCAUUGGCGGAGGGUAAAUCCAGGAUCCGCACGGGACCCCUUACUGAUCACACCAAAACAGCAAUGUGGGUUGCAAAACUCCUGACCAAGGUUGAAUUCAGCAUCACCGAAGAAGAAGGCAGUGACUGUAUAUAUUUGGAGUGUGAAGGCAUUGGUCACACCCCAAUGAAAAGAAAAUAAUAGAAUAGUUAGCUGAUUAUCUACAUUGUUAAACACUCGAUGGAAAUCUCUCAUUAUAGCAUCAAUUUUGAAUUCCAUCAUCACUAUGAAUGUUCCUAUACACUGUGUAUAUAUAUCUAUGUAUAUAUAACAUAUAUAUUGUAUGGUUGAAUUUGGUAAAUGUUCUCUUGCAAGAUUAUUUCUCUGUUUAAGGAGUUUUUUCCAUCCUGAAAUCUCAAAAUAGUCAAGUGCAAAAGCCUUUUAAAUAAUUCAAUUGUUGUAUGUUCUUAUUCAGUUAUUGUAUGUUCUAAUUCACUUGUUGUAUGUUGUUCUAAUUCACUUAUUGUAUGUUGUUAUAAUACAAUUCCUGUAUAUUGUUAUUAUACAAUAGGUCAUCUUCCAGAGAAGGAUGACCCAUACAGUGCCUAGGGUAUGGUGGGUAAUCAGCUUUGAUUCAAGGAAAGGGAUGAUAUAGCUACUUCCUUGGAUCAAGAGCCUGUUACUGGCAUAAGGUAGCCCUCCUUGAAGGGUGGUUGGUCAUGUAAGUAUUUUGAGUGUUUAUUGAGAUUUCUGUGUAGAGAGAAACUCCUAAACUGCUGUUUUCGUUCUUCCAAAAAUUCUAUGUCAAUUUUAUAUUAAUACUGAUCAGAGAUUAUCCAUUUCCUUUGGGAAAAGAUUCACCAGAUUUUUGACAGCCUGGAUAAUCACAUUCUUUUGUGGUAUCCUUGUUUAGCAUUUCUUAUUUGGGGUGCUAGAUCAAACAAGGCCGUCAGAUAAUAUUGGUAGCCAGAAAACCGAAUCCAGGAUAAUCUACGAUCUGUAUUUAUUAUUGUUUCAUUAAGUUUCUUUUAUUAUAAACACUGGCUGUGGUAAUAUGCACAUACUUUUACCUUCGAUGAAUUUCAGGAGUAUCUCUCUGCCCCCCCCGAGGCCAGCCCUGGACCAGGCUCAUAUGGUCUAGAGCCUCUCAACUUUUCUUAUGUGCUUGACUCAAGAUUAAACGGUAAUCAUGUAUAGUUCUUUCUACUUAGGAUUAUUAUUUUUUCUUAGAUGUGAAGUGUUUGUAGAUUGUAAUAAUGCAAGCCAAAAGUAUUUCCCGGUACCGUAAAUUGCUUUAAACACUGGGUGUAGCAAGGACAGUACAGUGCUCUCUCAGUACCCACUAAUGAUCCACUCUGUAAGAAGCUUGUGUAUGAAUGAAUUUGUUGAUUUAAAGACACAUAAGCAAACACUAGGACAUACUUAUUAGGAAACGUUUUGGUCCUGGGACCUUCUUCAUUUCUAACGCAUAGAGUUUAUAAUAGGACAUACUUAUUAGGAAACGUUUUGGUCCUGGGACCUUCUUCAUUUCUAACGCAUAGAGUUUAUAAAUAACAGUAUAUAUAGGAGAUAAGUGGGGUGUAAGUGACUCAUGGUGACCUGAAAAAUGCAAGUGACUUGUAAAACACCAAGUGUCACACUCCACUCUCCUAUAUUUUUUUUUUAACACUGGCUAUAUCCCACCGAGGCAGGAUGACCUAAAAACAAAAAUGAAAAUUUUACUUUCGUAUACAGGAGAAGGGGUUACUAGCCUCUUGCUCCCGGCAUUUUAGUCGCCCCUUACGUCAUGCAAGGCUUAUGGAGGAAAUAUUCUGUUCCACUUCCCCAUAGAGUUCCAUCUAUAUAUACUAUCAUUUCAAACCAUGUUAGAAGUGAUUAAGGUCCCAGGACCAAAUUAUUCUCUUUUCAAACCAUGUUAGAAGUGAUUAAGGUCCCAGGACCAAAUUAUUUUCUUUUCAAACCAUGUUAGAAGUGAUUAAGGUCCCAGGACCAAAUUAUUCUCUUUUCAAACCAUGUUAGAAGUGAUUAAGGUCCCAGGACCAAAUUAUUCUCUUUUCAAACCAUGUUAGAAGUGAUUAAGGUCCCAGGACCAAAUUAUUCUCUAAUAAAUAUGCCCUAGUGUUUGCUCACAUGCCUUUUUAAACCAAUUUGUUAAUAAUUACCAAAAUUUAUACUAAUUUGUUAAUGCAAAACUUGAGUGCCAAUUGGAAAUUUGGAAGAUAUGUUAGUACUCAGAGUACAUGUAUUAUGUUAAAAUUUUCUGCUAUUUUGGAACGACUAGCAAAAUAUACAUAGAUGAGGAUGUGGAAAAGGCAUAAUAAUACAGAUGAAGAUAUAGAGAAGGUACAGGAACGGAUGAGGAUACAAAAGAGGUAUAAUAACGUAGGCAAGUUGCACAUCUUUGCGAGUAACAAAAAAAACUGAACACAAAACAACACUUGUAGGUAACAGUAGAACAAAACAAUUGUAAGUAACAAUAGAACAUAAAACUUGAGUAACAAAGAAUAGAUCAUGAAACUUGAGUAACAAAGAAUAGAACAUAAAACUUGAGUAACAAACAAUAGAUCAUGAAACUUGAGUAACAAAGAAUAGAUCAUGAAACUUGAGUAACAAACAAUAGAUCAUAAAACUUGAGUAACAAACAAUAGAACAUAAAACUUGAGUAACAAAGAAUAGAUCAUGAAACUUGAGUAACAAACAAUAGAUCAUAAAACUUGAGUAACAAACAAUAGAUCAUGAAACUUGAGUAACAAACAAUAGAUCAUGAAACUUGAGUAACAAAGAAUAGAUCAUGAAACUUGAGUAACAAACAAUAGAUCAUGAAACUUGAGUAACAAACAAUAGAUCAUAAAACUUGAGUAACAAACAAUAGAUCAUGAAACUUGAGUAACAAACAAUAGAUCAUAAAACUUGAGUAACAAACAAUAGAUCAUGAAACUUGAGUAACAAACAAUAGAUCAUGAAACUUGAGUAACAAACAAUAGAUCAUGAAACUUGAGUAACAAACAAUAGAUCAUGAAACUUGAGUAACAAAGAAUAGAUCAUGAAACUUGAGUAACAAACAAUAGAUCAUAAAACUUGAGUAACAAACAAUAGAUCAUGAAACUUGAGUAACAAACAAUAGAUCAUGAAACUUGAGUAACAAAGAAUAGAUCAUGAAACUUGAGUAACAAACAAUAGAUCAUGAAACUUGAGUAACAAACAAUAGAUCAUAAAACUUGAGUAACAAACAAUAGAUCAUGAAACUUGAGUAACAAACAAUAGAUCAUAAAACUUGAGUAACAAACAAUAGAUCAUGAAACUUGAGUAACAAACAAUAGAUCAUGAAACUUGAGUAAAAGACAAUAGAUCAUAAAAAUAUGUUCAUAAGGUUGAUCUUUAUGGGUUUAGCACUAAGUUAUGAUUAUAAUAAUAAUGAAAAUGUUUAUAAGGUGACUCUCCGAAGUGCCGGUGUUUGUUGAGUUGUCUAAAUGAUGAUUGUUCUCAAUACAGUUAUUAUAUUGUAAAUUAGACAUCUUAAUUCAUAAAUGUUUUAUCUACAUGGUAGGUUUCUUCAGUCAAAUACAGAGGCAGCAGAGAUGUAAAGAUGAUAUUAGCAGUCCAUCACCCUUGAAGGUGUAGUUUUGAGGUGGUCAGUCCCUCUGCAGAACUGGAACAGUGUUCCAGACUAUGGAACAGAACUGGAACAGUGUUCCAGACUAUGGAACAGAACUGGAACAGUGUUCCAGACUAUGGAACAGAACUGGAACAGUGUUCCAGACUAUGGAACAGAACUGGAACAGUGUUCCAGACUAUGGAACAGAACUGGAACAGUGUUCCAGACUAUGGAACAGAACUGGAACAGUGUUCCAGACUAUGGAACAGAACUGGAACAGUGUUCCAGACUAUG
Cherax quadricarinatus is the source of this 4887-nucleotide messenger RNA. RefSeq names its product RNA 3'-terminal phosphate cyclase (gene Rtca). Gene Ontology annotation, biological process: RNA processing. Gene Ontology annotation, cellular component: nucleus. Gene Ontology annotation, molecular function: RNA-3'-phosphate cyclase activity. The record is from RefSeq and is a predicted model, not a curated record. Lineage: Eukaryota; Metazoa; Arthropoda; Malacostraca; Decapoda; Parastacidae.